GGGUGAACCAGCUGGCUUCUCUGGCAGCGUUCUCCUCAUAGCACUCCCUCUACCACCUAGGAACCAUGAGGUUUCGGGCUAGGAUCACCAGCAAGCGUUUCCUGGAGCUCUUCAUCCAGGUCACCGCCACUGUAGCAAGGCUGACAAAGGUCUGUGUGCUCCGCGUGUCCCCUGAUAGGCUGUGCUUCUGCCCCACGGGCCUGCUGGGGGAGGCCCAGCUGUGGGGUGAGGUGAGGCGGAGAGUCUUCCACCACUUCUGCAUGGAGGGUGUUUCGGAGAAGUUCAAUGAGAUCUAUCUGGAGCUGGUGUCUGAGCAUCUGGCCAGAGCUGUGAAGAAUGCGGGCAGCGCUUCAUCCCUGAAGCUUCAGCUCACCAACAAGCGGCGCCCCUGCCUCACUGUGGUAGUGGAGCUGGCAUCGUGCCCCGGCCACACCCGUGCGAUGGUCCACGAUCUGCCUGUGAGAGUGCUUCCCAGGAGGUGGUGGAAAGAGUGCACAGAGCCCCCGGUCUGGUCCUCCGAUGUGAGCGUUUAUCUGCCGGCUUUGAAGACACUGAAGAACAUGGUGGAAAGGAUGGCAAAUGUGGGCAGUCGUGUGCUGGUGGAAGCAAAUCUAAGUGGCAAACUGAACUUGAGUGUGGAAAAUGAUGUAGUGACUAUUAAAAGCCAUUUUAAAAAUCUUGGAAAUCCUCCAAAGGCCGUUCUGAGUAUGUCUCAAGGCAAAAACCCGGAGAACAUGGUGCAAGUGCAGGUGGCUAAUCGGAAGCUUCUACAGUUCUUCGACGGGCAGCUGAUAAACCCCACAAUGGCCUUGUGUAAUAUUUUGAGCAAUACUCUGCUUCAUCUUGUUUUGGUUCAUGACGAUAUUUCUCUUCAGUAUUUUAUUCCUGCUUCAUAAAUGUUCAAGCAGCCCGACUUUGAUUUUUAAAGAAAUCUUAAUUUAAGGCCUUUCCAGAACUGAGACUCGUUGAUUUACUUGCGUUAAGGAGGAAACAGGAUGGGAGCCUACUAUAGAGGGUCCUCUGAAAGACUCUACCCAACAGGGGACCGAAACAGAUGCUGAGACUCAUAGCUAAACUUUGGGCAGAGCGAUGCACCAACCAAGGACCAUGCAUGGAGAGGACCUAGACCCCCCUGCGCAGAUGUUGCAGUUGGCAGCUCAUUCUCCAUGUGGGUUCCCGAGUAAGGGCAUCAGGGGUGGCAUCAGGGUUGCCUGCUCUUUGAUCACUUGCCCCUGGCUCUACGGCCUUGCCAGGCCACAGAGGAAGAGGAUCUAGGAACUCUUGAUGAGACUUAAUAAGCUAUGGGUAGAUGGCAGAGGAGGAGAAGAACCCCCCCCCCCCCUUUCAGUGGACUAGGGGAAGGGGAUAAAGGGGAAGUGGGAAAGAGGGUGGAACUGGGGGCUUCAGUCGGGAUAUAUAAUAAAUAAAUUGUAAAAAAACAUUUAAAAAGAAAAAAAAAUACCCCACCCCCUUCCGGAUUACAUAGGGUCUUUAUUUUGUUGAGGGCUUCCUUUGUGAAAUAU
This is a messenger RNA of Meriones unguiculatus (Mongolian gerbil), 1523 nucleotides long. It is a transcript of the gene Hus1b, whose product is annotated as HUS1 checkpoint clamp component B. The transcript has a single exon. Gene Ontology annotation, cellular component: site of double-strand break; checkpoint clamp complex; nucleolus. The record is from RefSeq and is a predicted model, not a curated record. The coding region runs from base 66 to 896 and encodes 276 amino acids. Gene Ontology annotation, biological process: mitotic intra-S DNA damage checkpoint signaling; mitotic DNA replication checkpoint signaling; nucleotide-excision repair. Lineage: Eukaryota; Metazoa; Chordata; Mammalia; Rodentia; Muridae.